Lucilia sericata (common green bottle fly) is the source of this 1270-nucleotide messenger RNA. Its product is annotated as protein alan shepard-like. Lineage: Eukaryota; Metazoa; Arthropoda; Insecta; Diptera; Calliphoridae. The record is from RefSeq and is a predicted model, not a curated record. The annotation marks the transcript as partial. Gene Ontology annotation, molecular function: mRNA 3'-UTR binding; poly(A) binding; poly(U) RNA binding. Gene Ontology annotation, cellular component: ribonucleoprotein complex; nucleus; cytosol. The transcript is spliced from 5 exons.
ACAUAAUUCUUUUGAAUAUAUCCAAAAAACAAAAGCAACAAGAACAAGAUCCAACAAAUUUGUAUAUAACAAAUUUGCCACCAUAUUUCAAAGAGACUGAUUUAGAGAAAAUGUUAUCCAAGUACGGGCAUGUGGUAUCAACCAAAAUCUUAUGUGAUGCACAAAUGAAUUCAAGAGGUGUGGGCUUUGCACGCAUGGAGAGUCGUGAGAAAUGUGAACAGAUUAUACAGGUUUUGAAUGGUACUACAAUACCGGGUGCUAAUGAUCCAUUGGUGGUGAAAUUCGCCGAUAGUUGUUCGUCGGCUAAAAAGAAUUUAUUGAAGGCACGAGAUCCCAAUAAUCGCUCACGUCUGGAUAUAUCGGCCGGAACCACAGGUAUGGAAAGUAUACCUGUGACCCCUGAUCCAGGGGCUCAGCAAAAUGGUAGUACAGCUGGCUAUACUCGUUUUGGUACACCCCAAAUAGGUAGUUAUCCAUUGGCUAGUUCUCCCUGGAUACCCGGCUAUAUGAUGGCAGCCGCGGCCACACAGCCAGCUACGGCCUUCGAAAAUCAGUAUUUACAAUUGGCCUCCUCGCCACAACAUUUGAGUGUUUCUCCUUAUAAGCCGGAUUUGGUAAAUGCCUUACAGGCUCCGGGCAUGUAUUUGAAUGGUUCAGAGGCUGUUAUGCAAUAUGGUGCUAUGAUGGGUCCACCCAUGGGACCUUUACAGUAUAUAAGCCCUACAUAUCCCUAUUAUGCUCCAGCACCUCCUAUGAUUCCUACCAUGUCUUUAACAGAUUCUACAGAUCAAACAUUGAGUACUGCAGCUUCGCCUAAUGGUGCUGCCUAUACGCAAUUCUUACAUCCCUUAGCACCCAAGUAGAUAAAUUUACUAUUAAGUUCUGUCUAAUUCAAAAAACCAGCGGAAGUGUAGUAAGAAACCAAAACAUUUUUCCAAUUUUUUGUGUUGAAAAAAACUUAAAAUUUAAGAUUUAAAAUAAAAAACAAGAAAAAAAACGCUUUUUGUGGAAAAAUAUUUAAAAAACAAAAAAAAAAAAAAUAUAAUAUAAAAAGAAAAAAAAUUCAGCAAUUAAGGCAUUUUUUACAUGAAUUCCAUUAAACAAACAAGUUGGCAACCUUGUUUUAAACGCGGGUGAUGUUAAGAUUGAUUGAUCGAGCGUAAACAUUUUUUAACCCAACAAACAUUUUUGUUUUCAACUGAAGACAAUCCAGUCGGGGAAAGAAUCUAAUGAAUAAAAACCAGUAAAGAAGUAAAAAAAAUUAAAAAUU